AUUAUUAUGUAGCCUUGACGAAUAACAAACUCUAACUUAUAUUUAUUUCUACGUUGUAUCCAUUAUUAAGCUAUAUUUUUUUAAAGAGAAUUAUAUGUAUGUCAGUGAUAAAGAACAAAUUUAAAGAAUUAUUAUUGUCGUAGUUAUAUCGUUAAUCACAUAUGUAUCAAGAUUUUCACAGAAAACGAUAACUCGUUCCUCUACAACCAAAUGAUUGAAGAUUUCAUUGGACAGCAUGGAUGUAGACGAAAUAGUUUACAAUGCUUUCUAUCUACAGCUAAGGUUUGUCGAUAAUGGCUUACAGGACAAGUUCAGGAAAAAAUAUGAAUUUGCUAUUGCCAAGUGUUGGACUAUAUGUGUACCUUGUGGUAAUUCUUUGAGGGGACUCGAUAUCACUGAUGACUUUGUUGAUCAUCAUGUAUUGAAACCACACCCAGAACUAACUUUGCAUUACACCUCGACUGAUCCAAACAAUUCUAAUUUAUAUAAAUUCGAAGACACCACUAUAAGACUGUUAAAGUGCCAGGAUGAUGAAGAACAAAAACAGGAUGAUGAAUACAAUGUUACUAUAUUAUCAAUUGAAAAAGGAUAUAACAAAGAGUUUCAUAUGUACAAUAUAUUUAUUGUAGAUAAACCGUUGCAUCACAAAUAUAUUAUUACGGAAAGAUUACAAGAUGAUAAUCUUCCAUUGAAUCGUAUCAUCACAUGUUACAAAGAAGCUGUAGAAUUUCUAAAUGCACCCAUAGAAGAAAAGAGAUGUUCUCUAGAAGAACUAAGGAUGGAUCUACGUCAAAUCCAACUGAGCAAUUUUGAAUCUGCUGAAGAACUUAGUUCACAUUUACAAGAAUUGACACGUCGUUAUUGGGCGAGCACAAUGCGAAAACAAAGCUUGGAUCUUCAGCGCGAUGCAAGAUAUCAAAAGCUCUUAAGCACAUCCUUGGAAGUGUUCAUGAUGCAUCAUCUACACGACGAAAUAUAUUCAGUAUUGAGUGACGCACUAGAACAGGACGAUGUAUACGUAAAAACGAAGAUUGAUCAAUUGAUCUAUAUGGGUGUAACACCAGAUCAAUUAGGUGCCAGCGUAUCUAUGGCGAUAUCCUUACCAGCAGCAAUUGUAGAGUUGGCUACAUUAGAUGCUAGAGAAGGUCCACUGGAGAAACUCCUCUGUCUGAAAAGUACCCUAGAGUUAAUUGUAGCUGAGAUCAAAGGUGCUUUGGCUGAUAUCGAAACAAAAAAUGACGAGGAAAGCGCAGAUACUAAAUCAAGCAUAGAGAGCUUAAAGUACACACCAUCCACCGAUGAUCUAAUCCCAUUAGUAAUGUACGUCAUAGUAAAAGCUCGACCAAUGAGAAUCGUUACAGAUUUACAUUAUAUAAAUAAUUUUCUUUGGUCUAUUUCACCGCAUGACGGGCUUUCCUAUAGUUUAAUUACAUUUAAGACAGCCAUCUCGGCUUUGUUUGAAAUUAAUUCACAGAGUUUGCCAUCCAGGAGUUAUAAGGUCAAAACGGAAUUACCAAUUGGUGAGCUUUUUGAUGUUAUCACUGGUACGGAUAAAGAUAUAACGCCAUUGGAUAGGCAAAUCCAUCAACUGGCUACGAUGUUGGAAAAAUCAACUCAGAAUCAUGAGCUUUUAAUAUAAAGUGAAUUUUAGUGAUGUCUACAGGUAUCGAUCUCUUAAUUUUUUCAAGAUUUAUUUGAAUAGCUUUUUAGAUUGAGUGUUUCAGUGAUACAAAAUAUCUUAAAGGUAUAUUCUCAUGCAGUGUAUAGAAAUUUUUUGAUAGCAGAUAGUGAAGUUUCAUUGUAUCAAUGUGCCUUGCUCACUAAUAACGUACAAAAAAUGGUAUACUGGUAACAAGUAAAUGGUAUACAAGUUAAUAGAUUAUACAUAGGUAUAUACAUAUACUGUAACGUGGCGUUCCAGAGUUUGAGGGAAGACUACUUCGGAAUGACCGAAAAAUAAAUAAAUAGGACUUAUCAGGUCGGAUAGUGGGUUCGGUGGCACAAGGUAAUCGUUCAACUUGACAGUUCGAAGGUAUCGGGUUCGAUUUGUGAUCUGAAAUCCUAAUUUUUGGGAAAUUCCUAGCCGUCCUGCGUUUCCUGGCGGUCCUCAGGAUAAAUUAAUUAUAGCGGGGGUGAGCCGAGCACCCCGUUAUAAUACAUGAUAAUAUAAUAUAUUUUUGUAGUGAUUUACUGACCGUAGAUUUAUUAUUAUUGACGAUAUACGUAUAAUGUAUCUAUAAUAAAAUAUCGAAUGGAACUUGUUACGGUAAAA
Messenger RNA from Cephus cinctus (wheat stem sawfly), 2272 nucleotides. RefSeq lists its product as uncharacterized. Gene Ontology annotation, molecular function: guanyl-nucleotide exchange factor activity; SNARE binding. The transcript has 5 exons. Gene Ontology annotation, cellular component: transport vesicle; early endosome; late endosome. Gene Ontology annotation, biological process: early endosome to late endosome transport. The record is from RefSeq and is a predicted model, not a curated record. The coding region runs from base 236 to 1639 and encodes 467 amino acids. NCBI's taxonomy places the organism in Eukaryota, Metazoa, Arthropoda, Insecta, Hymenoptera, Cephidae.